Lachancea nothofagi CBS 11611 is the source of this 1704-nucleotide messenger RNA. NCBI's taxonomy places the organism in Eukaryota, Fungi, Ascomycota, Saccharomycetes, Saccharomycetales, Saccharomycetaceae. The record is from the annotation of a GenBank genome assembly.
AUGAGUGACCCUAAGAGCUUGACGAGCAAAGCCAAAAGAUCCGGGUUGGCGAAUACUUUUCAAGAAGGUGGAAGUUUCCUCAAAAACAUCAACCUAUUGAAGGGAAUCAGUCGCAAGCACAGCAAGAAUACUAGACCGGCGUCGCUCACUAUUAGCUCGGAAUCGGAAUGUAAGCCCUUGACACCUCCGUGCUCAGCUACUACAGGCCAAUCGAGUUCAAACUCUGAUUUUGGGACCCAGCUGGUACACAUAAGCUCGACAGAGUCUUCGUUGUCCUGCGAUGAGGAUGGAGGGGACGGAGACUGCAUCUCUCCUGUGGUGAGACAAUCCUCACUGCAUCUAACUCAAUCCCCUUUUGAAACAAAAUUUCAUUCUGAAGAGCGUAAGCCCCGGAUGAGAACACCACAAAGAUGCCUUAGCAGGACCAACUCCGCUUCUCGCUCGGUUGCUACUCUUAAGAAGAAUGAGCCUUUGGUGGCUCGUUCCAAAGCGCUCAGAAAUCAGCCCAAUGGUGUCAAGAAAGAAACUGUAUCUGUUCAGGCCUCGAGAGGUAAGCUGAGAAGAAUUCAUUCGAUGUUUGCAUCAGAGAAAGAGGUGUCUCAAGGCUAUGACGUCGCAGAAGCCUCACAUAUGAUUGAGUGCAAGACUACUGACGAUAAUAUUGAAAGUGCAACGUUCAAGUCCACUCUAGAAAAGAGCGGAGUUUCCUAUUAUUUUGACAAUUCAACAGAUGACAAUUUACCGCGUAUUAGUGUGGAGACUCUAGUCGAAAUCAUGGACGGUCGAUUCAGAAAGUACUAUCAGGAUGUUUACAUUGUAGACUGUCGAUUUGAAUAUGAGUAUCAAGGUGGCCAUAUCGGGCAAGCUGUCAACAUCAACACUCAAAACUCGUUAGAAUCAAAGUUCAUUCAUGAAAGGCAUUUGAUCUGUCAGAGCAAACUACCGCCUUUAAUGGUAUUUCACUGUGAAUUCAGCUCAUAUAGAGGUCCUAUCAUGGCGUCACAUUUACGAAAUUGCGACCGCAUGUUAAAUUACGACAAUUAUCCUAAGCUACAUUAUCCCGAUAUUCUUAUUGUUGAGGGGGGAUACAAAUCGUUCUUUGAUAAAUACAGCGAUCGAUGCUUCCCUCCCCGUUACAUUGGAAUGAACUCGCAAGAACACAUUGACCUAUGCGAAACUAAGAUGGAGAAAUUUCGGAAGGACUCCAAGCGCAUCACCACUCGAGGCAAUUCAUUUCAAACAUUCAGCAAGAGUAGCACGAAUAUUCGUCCAGAUUUGGUUCCAGCACGCGCCAAUUCAAGUUCUCGAAGUCAAACAUUUUUUCCCGACUACAAAGAGAAACCAGACCUUUCCUAUUCUUCCCACUUCACUACAAACAGCAGUUUAUCAUUCAAGUAUGAAGCACCACCGAAGCUAUCAUUCUCCAAUUACGGUACCGGAGGAGAGAGUGGAAGUCCCAGUAGCGUGAGCAGUAGCAACGCAAGUAGCGGGCUACUACUACUGGACGAGCUUCGCGAUGACACUGGAAGCACCGACCUCGAUAACGUAAGUUUUGAAGAAGAUGGCGAGGAAACUCAAUUACGUCGCGGUAGCAACGACUCCGCACUUGCAUUCAAGAGCACGAAAAGAUCACUGUUCGGCUCAAUUUUAAAAGAAGACGGGAACAGAAACACCCAAAAGUUCUUGCAUUACCCAAAAAGCUAG